CUGAUAAGUAAAAUACGUAACUAAGGCUGCGAAUAGGUUUCCAGUUGGCGUACUUGACAACCUCUUCAAUGAAUCAAAAUGUCAGCCGCAACAGCUGACAACAGCAACAUGUACCAAGUGGACCCCGGUUCAAUCAGAGAUAAUCUGGGACUGCAGAGCAACAAGUCACAACUAGAUCAUGGUUCCAUGAGAACAGACCUUAUAUCACACAGCAACAAUACGUCGCAAUGUUCUAGGCCCGAUUUCCUGGACAUCUUCCACCGUCUCAUGCAGUUCCCAGUGGAUGAGAAGCAACCGAUGGAGUCCAAUGCAAGGUUAAACAAAUUGAUGGACGAGAUCAACCCCUUUUGUGUCGGACAAUCUGUUGCCGUGUUUCUCACGGAGGAAGGAAACCAGUUGCUCUGUAAACUGUGUAUGUUGAUUCCAUACAAGGAAGAAUGUCUGGUGAUGAAAUUUUGUCACACUAUUUUUAGUGUUCUAACCAACACAGAGGGUUCAUUGGAGGAUAAAUGUUUCCUAAAAGUAACCAAUUUCUUAAUCCAUGGAUUGGAACAAUCUCCCAAAGGAAUCAUUCCUGAUAUUCUUUCUACUUUGGCUGUUGUUCUUCAUGACAAUGGAAACAGAUUAAAGAAGUUCUAUGAGUUGCUGCUGGGCGAGACUGGUUUGUUUGUAGAGUUGUGUGAGUCGACAGAAGAUGGCGUAUUGAAAGGACUCCUCUGUUGCCUAGAGAACAUUACUCUCAAGUCAGGAAAUUCCCCAUACAUGGAGGAGAAAUAUGUAUCAGCAUGCAUCGAUAUUUUCUUGAAGAUCCUCUAUGACAUUCCAGGUUUAACUAUGGACAUCCUACCAAAGUGUAGAAUCCUGUGUCACACAUUAAGAGGUCUACACAAUAUCGUUUUAGCUACACGUUCAGUCCCUCUUGAAACCAUUGGACUUUUACUGUCAGCUGUCUGGAAUUAUGUGUUCUAUGGUUUGGCCAGUUACCCACUCACCACUCCGCAGACUCUUUACCCGAUUCCAAUGAGUCAAUACAAUCCAUCUGUGUCCAGUAACAACUCAGCCAAGGUGGACACAACUGGGAAACAACCUCAGAAGAAGAAGAAGAAAAAGAAACUGGUGCCCAGACGCCAGUCCAAUCCCAAAGACACAGAGGACGAUGUCCAGUAUGGCAAUAGCUUUUCAUUGUUUCCAUCUUCCUUACUAAGUCGUGACCUCAGUAACACCAUCGAAGACCCUCUUCUUUGUAACCUUCUGGGAAACCUUCACCUGAACAACGAGUUGAGUGGGCGUGGCUAUGUGAGUAGCUCUGAGUCCGAACUCUCUGACUCUGAUACUUCACAGGUCGGCGGGAAACACCGAUCUCAUUACAUCAAAGUUCGACAGGCUGCUCUCGGAACUUUAUAUAUCAUCUUUAAGUUUACAGAUCGCAAAGUAAUCUUUGGUUACUGGAUGUGUUUUGUUCCUGACGUUCCUAUUGCUGGGAAUAUUCAACAAGUCCGCUCUAUACUCACCAUUAUUUUACGAGACCCAUCGCCCAAGUGUCGACUUGGUGCUCUUGGUGCACUUUCUGCCCUUAUUGAGGGCACAAGACCCUUCUUGGCUGCAGCUGAGUACACUGAUCAAGUCCGAACUGCUUUCAUGCCAUUCUCCCUUGUUCUUGGGUCAACCCUGAAAGAAUUACAUCGUAGUUUGUUACUUGCUGUGGUUUCUGAGAAUUAUCCCCUCACGCUCACCCAGCUCGUGAAAUGUAUCUCAACCCUGGUGGCCAACAGCCCUUACCACAGAUUGAAACCUGGUCUUUUGACUCGUAUUGUCAAACAGUUGAAGUACCUGGUCAGGCAUCGAGACCCUAAUAUCCGCGUGGCCUGUUUGACUUGCUUUGGUGCCAUUGUUAGUCUACAACCAGCUUUGGCCGAAGUAUGUUACAUUGUACAGUCUUUAAAACCACCAUCAGGAGGAAAUAGUACCACAGUAUCUGCUGACUGCAAUACUAACGGCACCACAGAAGAUGCAGUUAUGGCUUACAGUAAGGAGUUCCAGUUCACAGGAGAUGGCAUGGAGGGAGAGGUGGUGCCAAACCAACAAGAUUAUAUGAAAUGUGGUAGUUUUUCUGCUAGCGAACCACUUACCCCCAUCAAAACUCCAUCUGGAUUGCAGACUCCUGUAAUAUUCCAAGACAAAAACAUCCAGAACCAGUUGCGAAAUACAUCUUGGUUGAUAACAUUAUGUGUACAGAACAUCUUACCUCAACAGGUAAACAAUAACGAUACAAAUGUGGCCCACACAACUGAACCCGUUCCAAUACGUUUGGAAUCUUUACAAAUAUUGGCACACCUCACUAAGAAUUACUUCCCAAUGAUCAGGAAAAAUGUUGGACUCUUGAGAAAUUUGAUUCAAGCCUGUAUGGAAGACAGUGAAGGGGUCCUCAAACUUCAUGCCAUCAAGUUACUUGAUGAACUGACACAGGUUUUGAGUCAAGACUUACAGAACAUCGACAACUCUAACGAACCGAAUUCUGAUAUGUUCACUGUGGAACAGGUGUUGGAGUUCUGGGAAUACCUGCUCAACGGACCGUUACUGUCAGCACUCCAGUGUGAAGAGAAUAGCCCAGUGUGUGCAGCAGCCUGCGACUGUCUCUCUAACAUCGGUUCAAUGAUUUUCCCCUUGCUUCCUCGCCAUCUUCGUAUCUUGUGUGUGACAUCAGUGUUAGGUUUAACAAUGGGUGGAGACAAACUGGUGAUGGCCUCAGCAGUAAGGACCAUUGGAGUCUACGUAUUACAACCCUGCCUGCGUGAUGAUCUUUCUUUUAUGUCUGAUGCUGCUCACACCAUUCUAACCUUGGCUGCUGACCAAAGCACCACUGUCCGUAUGAAGGCUACUUGGGCCCUUGCUAAUUUCUGUGAUGCAUUGGCUAUUAACAGAGAAAACCAGGAAACACAAUUCAUUGAAGACUUCUCUGAUUCUUUAUUAGUAAAACUCUUCGAAGUAGCCACAAAAGCCUCCCAAAACAACGACAAAAUCCGUUCCAAUGGAGUUCGAGCCUUAGGCAAUCUGCUCUGUUUUAUUUCAGAAAAAUCUCUCCGAAAUCCGAACAUUCAGUCCCAUAUUGAGACAGCCGUGAAAUGUUUAGUUGAAAAUGCUUCUGCAGGAAUAAUGAAGGUUCGUUGGAAUGCCUGUUAUGCACUGAGUAACUUACUUAAGAAUUCACUGCUGCCCCAUGGUGAAAAAACUGACUGGAGUGUCAGUGUGUAUUGCAGUUUAAGCAACACUGUUCAGAAUUGCAGCAACUUCAAAGUACGUAUCAAUGCUGCUCUGGCUCUUGGAACCCCGACCAGAAGGGAGCAAUAUGGACAGGCAUCAGUCUUUGCCAAUGUCUGGAAUGCUUUAAUCCUUGGUUUAAUUAGCACAAACAAAGUGACGGACUUCUCUGAAUUUCGGCACCGUGACACACUAAUUGGACAGAUUUGUACCACCAUUUUACAUCUGGCAGUGUUAUUUGUGCCGGCAGAUCUGGAAGAGUUGCACAUGUGUCUACCUGAACAAGCAACCACACUCGCCAGUCAUUUGAGCAGCUAUAAGCAGAAUUCACCCCAAAACAUCCCACAAAUAACAUCUGAAAUCAAGAAAGUGAUCAACCAUUUGGAAUACCUGGACCGAAGUGAGUUAAGCAUGGCUGCUCAGGAAGCACUGGACUCAUUCCAGGCUGUUUUACUUGUGGAGUUUUCAGAAAGCAACAAUGAAGACAAAUCUGAAAAAUCCUUCUUUAAACAAAUCUAUGACUAAUUGCGUGGUCGUAUUUUCGGUGGAAACUAUAAGUCUGGCUUCACUGUAUGUCUUUGGGAAUGGCAUCCUGAUAUUUGUAUAUUUAAAAUGCUGACCAACAUUGGUUGUUCAGAGACAUUCCUGGGAGAAUGUUAUUGAAGAAUGGAUGGAACUACAUAAUUAUCAUGAACAUUUCAAGAACUGUCUGUCAGUCAACUGGCAAUUUCCAUGUAAUAAUAAUAAUUAUUAUAAAUAACAAAAUCCUA
Octopus sinensis (East Asian common octopus) is the source of this 4028-nucleotide messenger RNA. Its product is annotated as HEAT repeat-containing protein 6. The record is from RefSeq and is a predicted model, not a curated record. Lineage: Eukaryota; Metazoa; Mollusca; Cephalopoda; Octopoda; Octopodidae. The transcript is spliced from 25 exons. Bases 79 to 3783 code for a protein of 1234 amino acids.